CUCGUGUCCCUCUGAAGUAGCGAAUUGCUACGGGGCUGUGUGGAGACAAUCUUGGACUUCGAAGAAAUAUGCUUAGACACUGCGUCAGGCGUACCAGUCCUCUCUCGCGGCGGUGGACUCGCGCACUCUUCCAGUCUGCGGCGGACAAGCCCUCGUACAUCACUACUCCCAUCUUCUAUCCCAAUGCCGUUCCCCACAUCGGUCACCUUUACUCCCUCGUCAUUGCGGACAUCUUCGCGCGCUAUAGUCGCCUCAGGCACCCUGAAAAGCCAACAUACUUCCUGGCGGGCACCGAUGAACAUGGCAUCAAGAUACAACGCGCAGCGGAGGCCCGAGGCGAGGAGCCCCUCGCCUUCUGUGAUACUCUGAGCGCCCAGUUCCGCAGAUUGUCGCAGGCGGCAGAUAUCAGUUACACGGUCUUCAUGCGCACGACUUCUGAGCAGCAUCAUCGGGCAGUGGUGGACGUAUGGAAACGUCUUGACGAGAAGGGCCUCAUCUACAAGGCCGCAUACGCCGGCUGGUACUCCGUCUCCGACGAAUGCUUCUACACCGACGCGCAAGUUGAGAGCGUGCCCGACCCUAAGGACCCCACGAAGACCAUUAUGAUCUCCACCGAGACGAAGAACGCCGUCGAGUGGUCCAGCGAGGAGAACUACAUGUUCCGACUAUCCGCGUUCCAGGACGCGUUGUUGAAGCACUACAAGAACAGCGCGGACGCGAACGGGACUCGCCCUUUACCGACCCGCAUCUACCCUCCUCAGGCUCAUGCGCAGAUUGUCGACAUCCUCGAGAACGCGCCGCUAGCAGACCUGAGCAUUUCGAGACCACGGUCGCGCUUGUCGUGGGGCGUGCCGGUGCCAGGGGACCCAGAACACUCAAUCUACGUGUGGUUUGACGCGUUGCUGGUCUACCUCAGUGGAGUGGGGUACCCCUUCAAGCAGGACGCGGCGGGGGUGUUCGAUCAGGGAGCUAUUGCGCGCAGCGGCUGGCCGCCCAAUUUGCAGGUCAUAGGGAAGGACAUCUUGAGGUUCCACGCCCUCUACCUCCCAGCGGUCCUCGUCGCCCUAAACUUCCCAUUACCAGGACGGUUACUGUCUCACGGCCACUGGACAGUAGAAGGGCGCAAGAUGUCCAAGUCCUUGGGCAACGUUGCAGACCCUUUCGACGCAAUGGAGCGUCAUGGCGUUGACUGCGUGAGGUACUAUCUAGCGAGAGUGGGAGGCAAGUUCCGAGAUGAUGUCGAUUGGUCUGAAGUCCAGCUCGUCAAGCACACCAAGGAGCUCCAAUCCCUUCUUGGCAAUUUCUACCUUCGUUCGACCUCCAAGAAGGUCAUGGAGCGCGUUGGGGCGCACGAGCCGAGGCAGAGCUUGGAACAAGUACUCUCUGCGCUUGCUACCGACGAUCCUCUGCGCGAGCUUCACACCAUCGCGAAGGCACUGCCUGAACAGGUCGAGGAACGGCUGCUCGAUAUGGAUGUCGCGGGUGCAAUUACGCACAUCACGGAGGCGUUGAAGCUGCUCAACAAGAUCUUCGGCGACGUUGCACCUUUCCAGAAGACGACAUCGCCAGAAGCGGCCUACAAUCUACACGUGGUUUCCGUCGACCUCCUGCGCGUAGUGGGCGUCUGCUUACAGCCCUUCGCGCCGAAGGCGGCGGGUGUUCUGCUUGAUGCGCUGCGGGUGCCGGAGGGGAAGAGGAGUUGGCAGGAUGCGCAAGGAAGCGAUGCGGUGGAUGCUUUGGCGGUCGAGCGCGGAGUGAGGAUUUUCCCUCCUGCUCAGUAGAUUCAGUAGACGUAUACCUUUAUCACCGCCACUCAAUCAUGACACCCUUGAUGACCAC
Schizophyllum commune H4-8 is the source of this 1839-nucleotide messenger RNA. RefSeq lists its product as uncharacterized. The transcript has 8 exons. Gene Ontology annotation, biological process: methionyl-tRNA aminoacylation. Bases 69 to 1781 code for a protein of 570 amino acids. Lineage: Eukaryota; Fungi; Basidiomycota; Agaricomycetes; Agaricales; Schizophyllaceae. The record is from RefSeq and is a predicted model, not a curated record. Gene Ontology annotation, molecular function: methionine-tRNA ligase activity; ATP binding.